Messenger RNA from Heterocephalus glaber (naked mole-rat), 2293 nucleotides. NCBI's taxonomy places the organism in Eukaryota, Metazoa, Chordata, Mammalia, Rodentia, Bathyergidae. The record is from RefSeq and is a predicted model, not a curated record.
UUCCCGCGAAGGGCCGCGUCUGAGCCGCUGGGAGCCGAGGACCACGGAGACGCGGCGGGACCGAGCACCCGCCCACACCGAGGGCCGGGAGCGCACGGACCGCGGCGCCCAAGCGGUUAAUAAGGAACUUAGUGACGUGGGCCGCGAGCCGCCAGCACGGUGUUCUGCAGGCCCAGCUGGGGAUGCCACGGGAAUGGGACCUGAUGACAGUCCCUAUCAAGAGAUCGAACUCGGGGACCCUGCACUUGCAAGGCAGGCUGUGGAACUACUGAGCUAACUCCCCAGCCCAAAAGGAUGACUUCUAACAAAAUGACUGGGUUAGAGGCUUUGAGAUGUUGGCCAUCACCUAAGAGAACAGUCACAUCCUGAGGUUAUGUGGGGAACCUGUCCUCUCCGUUCAAGUGAGCCUGCCCUGGAACGCGCUGCCCUUGGGGCUGACGUGGGAGCCUCAUGGGGGCCCGGACGGACGAGACCUUCCUUUCUGUAACCUAAGUGGAAGGGACUCAUGACCGUGUCAGAUCUCCUGCACCGUGGAGGGCGGGCCCGCCAGCUUUGGCAAGAGCUUCGCGCAGAAGUCCGGCUACUUCCUGUGCCUCAGCGCCCUGGGCAGCCUCCAGGUAGCGCCCGCGCCCCCGACGCCCCGCGCCCCCUGACGCCCCACGCCCCCUGACGCCCCGCGGCCUUCAGAACCCUCAGGACAGCGUGGUGGCCGACGUCCAGGUCGUGGUGGACAAGAGCGCCCUGCCGCCCGGCUUCUCCCCGGUCUGCGACCCCCUGGACUCCACCUGGCGAGAGCGCGGAGCGGGGCUUUCAUUGCGGGCCUUCUCUGCGGCCCCUUCCUGUCCUGAGCUUUGGCUGCAGCUUCCCUCCUGCCUUCGCUUCUCUGAUCCCACAGCCCGGGUGGCUUCCCCGCCUGGCCUGAAGCUUCCGCCGCUUCUUGUCAUUUGCAUUUGGUUCUCCGGGGCUUUUCAUUGAUACCGGAGUUGGCCGACUUUACGUAAUGGGCCAGAUCGUCCGUUUUUCAGACUUCGCAGAGGCCUCUGUGUCCAAGAAGAAGCGCUUGUGUGUGAAGCUGGUGCCCCUGGGUGCUGCGGACAUGGCCGUGUCUGACGUGCGGCUCAGCGGGAAGACCAAGACGGUGCCCGGGUACCUGCGAGUGGGGGACAUGGGCGGCUUUGCCAUCUGGUGCAAGAAGCACAAAGUCCCGAGGCCGGUGCCCACGCCCCGCGGCCUGAGCCGGGACGUGCGUGGGCUCUCCCUGGACAUGGCCAGCCAGCCGAGCAAGGGCAGCGGCCCGGAGUGGACGCUGUCACGCCUGGGCUCCCGGGCGUCCACACUGCGGAGGAGCGAGUCCAUCUAUGAGGCCUCCAGUCUCUACGGCAUCUCGGCCAUGGACGGGGUCCCCUUCACGCUGCACCCCCGGUUCGAGGGCAAGAGCUGCGGCCCCGUGGCCCUCGCUGCCUUCGGGGACCUGACCAUCAAGUCGCUGUCGGACAUCGAGGAGGAGCUACGCCUUCGUGGUGGAGAAGACGGCCGCCGCCCGCCUGCCCCCCAGCGUCUCCUAGCGGCCGUCCACACCUGCCCUGUGCCAGCCGGGAGCAGCCCUGCAGGAGGGGCGGGGACGGGUCUCCCUCCAGGCUGGGCCGACACCAGAGCCUUGGAGUCUCGCUGGGAAGCUCUGCCACCGCUCUGCCUGGCCGGCGGUGUCCCCGUAAUAAAGAACAUGACUGCCCGGGUGUGGCUGGCGUCCGCUGUGGCGUCCGUUGCUCCUGGCCCCGCCUCCGUGGCUCUGGGUCCUCAUCCCACGCGGGCCGGCGAGCGAGCGAGCGAGCGAGGGAGCGAGGGACGGAGGGAGGACUCCCGUCCUGCAGAGGGAGGCCGAGGGGCAGAGUCACGGUGACUGACACAGCUGCAGCGGCUCUCGUCUGCAAUCCCAGCUCCGUGGGAGGCUGAGGCAGGGGGAUGGAGACCUGGGGCCCGGCCAGUAAUUCAGCAGGGCCGUCUCCCCGAGAGACGGGCUGGCCUGGUGGAGCGCACGCGUCAUCCCAGGACUGGGGCGCUGGGGCAGCAGGAUCAACCCUAACCCUAACCCGUUCAAGACCAGCCUGGGCCACAUGGAGACAAAGAACAGCCCCUGUUGGCUCAGGCGACCGUGCAGUCCGCAGUGCCGGGCCGCGCUGUCCAUAGUCUUCCCUCUGGGCCGCCGCUGUGCUCACCACACCAGUCCUGUAAAGGCCGGGCGUGGGAGUGCACACCCGUCAGUCACCCCAGCACUCAGGGAGCCCAGGCCAGA